Dreissena polymorpha is the source of this 1394-nucleotide messenger RNA. RefSeq names its product acetylcholine receptor subunit alpha-like 1. The transcript has 5 exons. Gene Ontology annotation, molecular function: transmembrane signaling receptor activity; acetylcholine-gated monoatomic cation-selective channel activity. Lineage: Eukaryota; Metazoa; Mollusca; Bivalvia; Myida; Dreissenidae. The coding region runs from base 63 to 1265 and encodes 400 amino acids. The record is from RefSeq and is a predicted model, not a curated record. Gene Ontology annotation, biological process: nervous system process; chemical synaptic transmission; regulation of membrane potential. Gene Ontology annotation, cellular component: neuron projection; postsynaptic membrane; synapse.
UUCUACUUAAGAAGACAAUACAAACUUAUUUGUAUUGUUGUAUUCAUAUAACAGAAAACAAUAUGACUUUAUUGCAGCCAGAGAAGAACCAGAUAUUGACAACCAACUUAUGGCUUCGCCAAGAAUGGGUGGACCUGCGCCUUCGCUGGAAUCGAGCGAUGUUCCAAGAAAUCGAGAUGACUCAUAUCCCAGCUCGGGAGCUCUGGAUACCGGACAUUGGGCUUUACAACAAUGCGGAUGGUGACUUUGUUAUCACUUUGCUUACCAAAGCAAAGGUCUACAGCACCGGUCUUAUUGUCUGGGAGCCACCGGCAAUCUACAAGACCUACUGCCCAAUCAACGUCGAGUUCUUCCCUUUUGAUCAGCAGGAAUGCUUCAUGAAGUUCGGUGUGUGGACCUACGACGGCCAUGAGGUAGAUCUGCAGCACGUGUUGGAGAAACAGGGGGUGGCGGAAGGUGACCAGAUGGUGAUUCCAAACGGCGUGGACCUUUGUGACUACUACCAGAACGUGGAAUGGGACAUCAUCAAUGUGACCGCCAGGCGCAAGGAGAAGUUCUACCCUUGCUGUCAGGAACCAUUCCCGGAUAUUACGUUCAACAUCACCAUACGCCGGAAAACACUGUUCUACACGAUCAAUCUAAUCAUGCCGUGCAUUUCAAUAUCAUGCCUUACAGUGCUAGUGUUUUAUCUGCCCAGCGACUUCGGAGAGAAGAUCACACUCUCGAUAUCAAUAUUGCUUGCACUUACCCUGUUCUUUCUUCUGUUGUCCGACAUUAAUCCCCCAACAUCCAUUUUCAUUCCGCUUAUUGGGAAGUAUUUACUGUUCACCAUGAUAGUUGUGACCAUGUCCAUAUUCCUGACCGUAUCAACACUAAGCAUCCACUUCCGGUCACCAUCCACUCACACGAUGUCGCCAUGGAUCAUGCGUUUACUGAUGGAGAUUCUGCCAAAGAUCUUGUGCAUGAAACGCCCGCCUGUCAAUAGAAAGCAAAGCGCCUUUCAAACUGUCAAAGACAGGGAAGUCAGAGAUGCAAAUCUCGACACAGCCAAAGUAUUCAUGAACUGGCAGCGACAAACGGACAUGUUGCGCCACAGAAUAUCUUCGGAAAGUUCAGAAGCCUUUUCCACAUAUCCGCCAGAAAUAAGGGAGUCUCUUAAAGGAGUCCGGUAUAUUGCGAAACACAAGAAGACUGCGGACGAUGCAAAAUUGGUUCGCCAAAGCAGCACACUUUAUAAGAAUGACUAUGAUUUAAGAAGAACGUGACUGGAACUACGUCGCUAUGGUGAUGGACCGCCUCUUUCUGUACAUCUUCACAACUGCGUGCGUCUGUGGAACCAUCGGCAUCUUUCUAAACGCGCCAUCUCUGUACGACCCCUGGGAAGCCAUGACAAG